Messenger RNA from Candidula unifasciata, 2116 nucleotides. Lineage: Eukaryota; Metazoa; Mollusca; Gastropoda; Stylommatophora; Geomitridae. The record is from the annotation of a GenBank genome assembly.
AUGGCAAGCGGUAAACACAGCAGAGUUGGUGACUGGCGAAAUGUCAUGGACAAAGUUCAUAUAAACUUGUCAAAGGGAACCGCCGACAAGCUAUUUGAAGAUGAUUACUUCGUUCUGGAAAUUAUUAAAUUACUGUAUGAGGAGACUCUUGAUGUCCAUAGCAAAAUUGAAAUACUGACAGUGAUUGAACAAUGGGGCAGUGCAGUUUUACCAACAAACAGCAUUGAUCAAGCCAUCACUGCACUACUGGAUGUGUUGGGAGUUUUGGACAACAGCCCUGGAUCUUUGUCGCAGGGAGUUCAGCUUCUCCUGACUGUCACCACACUGUUUCUUGAGCAUGAGGAACUCCUUGACACAGAACUGUGUACAACAUAUUUAUCAGUGCUCAUGAACUUGGUGACCAAGGUCAACAACAUCAACACGCGGCGGUUGAGGGCGGCUGCCUGUCAGUGCCUGGCUCAGCUAGAGUCCUGGAAACCUGGUCUGCUGUGGAGGUACAGAGAAACAUUUGUGCAGCUGGUCAAGGAAGAGAGGACUGACGUCUGCCAGGACUACAUGCAACUUCUCGUUGCUGUGGCCAUCAACACUGACCAGUUGGAAAAGGAAGAGCAAGAAAGGCUUAUUUCAGAAUCGGGAAAGAAGAAAGUUGACAGCUAUGUCUCAGCAAAAGAAGGCCGAGAUGUGCUGUCUACAGUGUCUCUGAUCAUGGACAACCUGUUUCUCUUGACACCUUCUGGGCUUGUCCAUGUUGCCUGUUCACUGGUACAGCUGGUUAAAGGCCGAAAGGACACACUUCCAAAUAUGUUCAAGCCUUUGAUGUUGCAGUGUCUUCCGUCACAUGAUCCCUGUGUGAUAUUCAUGAUGCUGUUCUUGCAGAAAGAGUUUCAGAGGGAGAUCCUGACCCGCAGUGAGGAACAGCUGUUACUGAGGAGGGUAGUUGAUGUGGCAAAUCAUCCUAGAACUAAAUCCUAUGCUCGACUGUUGCUGCUGGAGUGCUUGUUGUCAUAUUUACAAGAGACAGGAUUAAUGUCCAGUCUGACACAGCUGAAGAAUGCUUUAUGUCCUGUUGUCUUUGACCCUCUGGAAGUCCACACUCGCAAGGUAUCUCUGCUUGCUUAUAGUCCAGACUCCGGCCCCAGGGAGGACUUAUCCCAGGACCUACAUUACCUGACUCAAGUGGCGGUGACAACAGGAGGUAUGAGAGUGGCAACAGCUCUCUAUCAUGUCCUCUAUCUCCAUGUGGAGUCUAACAGUUGUGCUGCUGUACACAACCAUGUCCUGAGAAUCACACGCAAAUUGUUCCAAAGUUUUCCACAUCUCAUACCAUUGAUUGUAGACUUUCUGCGAGCUGUCAAAACAAGCCAGCCACAUUCAAAGUUUCACAGUGAGAUUCUAACACUUCUGCAUGAGACAGUCUUGGCACUGCCAGUCAGUCAGUUGUUAAACAACUACCAGAACUAUCUGCAUGUGUGGAUUCUGUCAGCUCAGGAGACGUACAUACUGCAGCAGAAGCCUCUGCGAAGAAUGCUGGAGAUAGUGCAGGAGGCGGUCACCAAAGCUUUAGAUAACUGGGACCUGGGCUGCCUGAUCCUUAGUAUCUGCCGGAUUAUGAUCCUACAUCAUCACACAGACAUCCUGUACUCUCAAAUGGGAGACUUGCUGUACUUGUUGAUGAAGGAGUAUGGAGACACUGACAUCCGGGAUACCUCCAGGCUCUACUACGCUCUCCUGACGCUCAACAGUGACUCCAAGGCAAAGGAAAUACUGGGAGCUUCAGUGACAGAAAGCCUUCACCUUGGGGAAAAUAUUGCAGACUUUUUCCCAGGCUCCGUGAACCAAACCUUGCCUGCUGAGAUAAACCUGCUGACCACAUCACCAAUCAUUUGGCACAGAGAACAGCUAGAAAUUACUUUUACCAACAGUGAUGAGAAGCAGGAGUAUAAUUUCCCACAGCCUGUAAAAGAUGGCUUGGAGGAUUACUGGCAACAAGUGCUGCGCCUGAGAACUUCACUGACUGUCACCAUGUCAGUUAGCAUUACUGGAGAGAGUAACUAUGACAAUCUGCUGGCGGUGUCGUUCCAUGCCUCAGAACACAAGAAUCUCCAGCUGAAUCAAG